This is a messenger RNA of Apiotrichum porosum, 1695 nucleotides long. RefSeq lists its product as uncharacterized. Gene Ontology annotation, biological process: mitochondrial respiratory chain complex III assembly; protein insertion into mitochondrial inner membrane from matrix. Lineage: Eukaryota; Fungi; Basidiomycota; Tremellomycetes; Trichosporonales; Trichosporonaceae. The coding region runs from base 1 to 1695 and encodes 564 amino acids. Gene Ontology annotation, cellular component: mitochondrial inner membrane. The record is from RefSeq and is a predicted model, not a curated record. Gene Ontology annotation, molecular function: ATP hydrolysis activity; ATP binding. The transcript is spliced from 2 exons.
AUGGAUGUCCGUGGAAUCGACCAGCCGAGAGUGGAGGCGACGGGUUUCUUGCACGACCCCAGGUGCGAUCCUCCCGACUUUUACCUGUCAUCCACAACAACAAUGAACUUUGGCGGCCUCAAGGCAGUCGCCGCCUCGCGGCAGCCGGCAGACGACCCGCUCAAGGACAACGAGCCCGCUGCCGCCGCGAUGGCAGGACACAUUGACGCGGGACCGAGCUCUGCAGCGUCUUCGUCAGCGUCGUCGUCGGCGGCUGGUGCGCUGCCUUCCUCGUCGGCGGCACCUGAGGGCGAGUCUCUCAUCGAUCAGAUCAUGAAGUCCAACCCAAUCUUUGGCGCCGGUGUCGGCCUUGCGGCGCUCGGCGUGGCAGCCACCACCCUCCGCCGUGGCGUCAAGCAGGCUGCACACCUCGCCCGGCGACGCAUGCUCAUCUCCCUCGAGAUCCCUUGCAAGGACCCUUCGUACCCGUGGUUUCUCGAAUGGAUGGCCGCGCAGACCGAGGCGGCCAAGAGCGUGCCCCUCGCUGACCGCGGCUUGAUGGGUGCGCUGCGCGGCAAGGUGCCCCAGAUCCCCAGCCACGAGCUUGCGGUCGAGACGACGGUCAAGAAGCAUGAGAACGGCAGUUCCGAGGCGCUGUUUAACCUCAUCCCGGGACCUGGUACCCAUUUCUUCAACUACAAGGGCCAUUGGUUCCAGGUCCGCCGCGACCGCGACGGCAAGCUCAUGGACAUGGUCUCGGGCACGCCCUGGGAGACGGUCACGAUCACUGGUCUGUCGUCGUCGCGUUCCGUCUUCCCCGAACUGCUUGCCGAGGCCCGCGAGCGCGCUGAGGAAGGCACAGAGGGCAAGACCAAAGUGUACAUUGCUCGCGGCUUCCAGUGGGAGCAGUUUGGCAAGCCGCGCUCCCGCCGGCCGAUGGGUUCCGUGGUCCUCGCCGACGGCGUGACGGAACGCAUCGAGGCGGACCUCAAGGGCUUUAUUGCGCGUCGCAAGUGGUAUGCCGAGCGCGGUAUCCCGUACCGUCGCGGCUACAUGCUGCACGGCCCGCCCGGAUCGGGCAAGACGAGUUUUAUCCAGUCCCUUGCCGGAUCACUCGGUUACGACAUUUGCCUCCUCAACCUUGUCGAACGCGGUCUGUCCGACGACAAGCUGCACCACCUCCUGGGUCUUGUGCCCGAGCGGUGUAUUGUGCUGCUCGAGGAUGUCGACUCGGCAUUCAACAAGCGCGUCAAGACUGAGGCCGACGGGUUCCAGAACGGCGUGACAUUCUCGGGUCUCCUCAACGCCCUCGACGGCGUGACCUCGUCUGAAGAACGCAUCAUCUUCAUGACUACAAACCACCUCGAGCGCCUGGACCCGGCCCUCAUCCGUCCUGGCCGCGUCGACUUUAACGAGCUGCUGGACGACGCACACGGCGAACAGGCAUACCGCCACUUUGUCAAGUUUUACGGCGGCGGCGACAACCUCGACCCUGUCCCUGGUGGUGCGGCCGAGGGCGCGCCUGCCGGUGCGACGGACGAGUCUCUCACUCCCGAGGAGAUUGACGUGCUCGCGCACCAGGUGGAAGCGGUCGUGAAUGAGGGUCGUAAGGAGGGCAAGUCGGUCUCGAUGGCCAGCCUCCAGGGCCACUAUAUCCGCAAUGGACCGCGUGAGAGCGUGGCGGGCGUCAAGGAGCUGUUGAAGCACAGGCCAUAG